Messenger RNA from Talpa occidentalis (Iberian mole), 5101 nucleotides. RefSeq names its product KIT proto-oncogene, receptor tyrosine kinase (gene KIT). Bases 105 to 3044 code for a protein of 979 amino acids. NCBI's taxonomy places the organism in Eukaryota, Metazoa, Chordata, Mammalia, Eulipotyphla, Talpidae. Gene Ontology annotation, biological process: positive regulation of cell migration; protein phosphorylation; Kit signaling pathway. Gene Ontology annotation, cellular component: signaling receptor complex. The transcript has 21 exons. Gene Ontology annotation, molecular function: transmembrane receptor protein tyrosine kinase activity; ATP binding; cytokine binding. The record is from RefSeq and is a predicted model, not a curated record.
UGCUCGGCGCUCGCGGCUCUGGGGGCUCGGCUUUGCCGCGCGCGGUGCACUUGGGCGAAAGCUGGAACGUGGAACGGAGCUCGGAUCUCAGCGCAGCCACCGCGAUGAGAGGCGCUCGCGGCGCCUGGGAUUUUCUCGGCGUCCUGCUCCUCCUGCGCCUCCUGCUCGGCGUCCAGACAGGCUCUUCUCAACCAUCUGUGAGUCCAGAGGAACUGUCUCCUCCAUCCAUCUAUCCAGCAAAAUCAGAGUUAAUAGUCAGUGUUGGCGAUGAGAUUAAACUGCUCUGCAGCGAUCCUGGGCUUGUCAAAUGGACUUUUGAGUCCGUGGAUACUUUGACUGAGAAAACACACAAUGAAUGGAUCGUGGAGAAGGCAGAGGCCAUCAAUACAGGCACUUACACGUGCACCAAUGAAGGCGGCUUAAGCAGUUCCAUUCAUGUGUUUGUUAGAGACCCUGCAAAGCUUUUCCUCACUGACGUUUCCUUGUAUGGGAAAGAAGACAAGGAUACGCUGGUCCGCUGUCCUCUGACAGAUCCAGAGGUGAAGGAUUACUCCCUCAGGGGCUGUGAUGGGAAGUCCCUUCCAAAAGGCUUGGUCUUUGUCGCUGACCCCAAGGCUGGCAUCACCAUCAGAAACGUGAGACGCGAGUAUCAUCGGCUCUGCCUGCGCUGCUCUGCUGAACGGGAGGGCAAGCUAGAGCUGUCGGAGAAAUUCACUCUGAAAGUGAGGGCAGCCAUCAGAGCUGUACCAGUUGUAUCUGUGUCCAAGGCAAGCCAUCUUCUUAGGGAAGGGGAAGAAUUUAGUGUGACGUGCACUAUUAAAGAUGUGUCUAGUUCUGUGGACUCAAUGUGGAUAAAGGAAAACAGUCAGACUAAAACACAGGUAAAGAGUAAUAGCAGGCAUCACGGUGACUUUGACUUCCAACGUAAAGAAAGGUUGACUAUCAGCUCAGCAAGAGUUAACGAUUCUGGAGUGUUCAUGUGUUAUGCCAAUAAUACUUUUGGAUCAGCAAAUGUCACAACAACCUUGGAAGUAGUAGAUAAAGGAUUCAUUAAUAUCUUCCCUAUGAUGAAUACUACAAUAUUUGUAAAUGAUGGAGAAAAUGUGGAUCUGAUUGUUGAGUACGAUGCAUACCCCAAACCUGAACGCCAGCUGUGGAUCUAUAUGAACAGAACCUCCACUGAUAAGUGGGAAGAUUACCCCAAGUCUGAGAAUGACAGUAAUAUCAGAUAUGUCAGUGAACUUCACCUGACCAGAUUAAAAGGGAGCGAAGGAGGCACUUACACAUUUCUAGCAUCCAAUUCCGAUGUCAAUUCCUCCGUGACAUUUAAUGUUUACGUGAACACAAAACCAGUAAUUCUGACUCGUGACAGGCUCGUGAAUGGCAUGCUCCAGUGUGUGGCAGAAGGAUUCCCUGAGCCCACAAUAGAUUGGUAUUUUUGUCCAGGAACUGAGCAGAGAUGUUCUGUUCCUGUUGGGCAAGUGGAUGUGCAUAUACAAAACUCGUCAGUGUCACAAUUUGGAAAGCUAGUGGUUCAAAGUUCCAUCAGUGAUAGUGCCUUCAAGCACAAUGGCACAGUCGAAUGUAGGGCUCACAAUGAUGUGGGCGAGAGUUCCGCCUUUUUUAACUUUGCAUUUAAAGGUAACAACAAAGAACAACUCCAGCCCCACACCCUGUUCACACCUUUGCUGAUUGGUUUUGUGAUUGCAGCUGGUAUGAUGUGCAUCAUAGUGAUGAUUCUUACCUACAAAUAUUUACAGAAACCCAUGUAUGAAGUACAGUGGAAGGUUGUUGAGGAGAUAAAUGGAAACAACUAUGUUUACAUAGACCCAAUGCAGCUUCCUUAUGAUCACAAAUGGGAGUUUCCCAGAAACAGACUGAGUUUUGGGAAAACCUUGGGUGCUGGCGCCUUUGGAAAAGUUGUUGAAGCCACUGCUUAUGGCCUCAUAAAGUCAGAUGCUGCCAUGACUGUCGCCGUGAAGAUGCUCAAGCCAAGUGCCCAUUUAACGGAACGGGAAGCCCUCAUGUCUGAACUCAAAGUCUUGAGUUACCUUGGGAACCAUAUGAAUAUCGUGAAUCUUCUGGGCGCAUGCACCGUCGGAGGGCCCACCCUGGUCAUUACAGAAUAUUGUUGCUAUGGUGAUCUUUUGAAUUUUUUGAGAAGAAAACGUGAUUCAUUUAUUUGCUCAAAGCAGGAAGAUCACACAGAAGCAGCACUUUAUAAGAACCUUCUGCAUUCAAAGGAGUCUUCGUGCAGUGACAGUACUAAUGAAUACAUGGACAUGAAACCCGGAGUUUCUUAUGUUGUACCAACCAAGGCAGACCAAAGAAGAUCUGCAAGAGUAGGCUCAUAUGUAGAAAGAGAUGUGACUCCUGCCAUCAUGGAAGAUGAUGAGUUGGCCCUGGACCUGGAAGACUUGCUGAGUUUUUCUUACCAGGUGGCAAAAGGCAUGGCAUUCCUCGCCUCAAAGAAUUGUAUUCACAGAGACUUGGCUGCCAGAAACAUCCUCCUUACUCAUGGGCGAAUCACAAAAAUUUGUGAUUUUGGUCUAGCCAGAGACAUCAAGAAUGAUUCUAAUUACGUGGUCAAAGGAAAUGCUCGGCUACCUGUGAAGUGGAUGGCACCAGAAAGCAUUUUUAACUGUGUGUACACAUUUGAAAGUGAUGUCUGGUCCUACGGGAUUUUUCUGUGGGAGCUGUUCUCUUUAGGAAGCAGCCCCUACCCUGGAAUGCCAGUCGAUUCUAAGUUCUAUAAGAUGAUCAAGGAAGGUUUCCGGAUGCUGAGCCCUGAGCAUGCACCUGCUGAAAUGUAUGACAUAAUGAAGACUUGCUGGGAUGCUGAUCCCCUAAAGAGGCCAACAUUCAAGCAGAUCGUUCAGCUCAUUGAGAAGCAGAUUUCAGACAGCACUAACCAUGCUUACUCCAACUUACUGAACUGCAGCCCCAAGCCAGAGCACCCCGUGGUGGACCACUCCGUGCGGAUCAAUUCUGUGGGCAGCAGCGCAUCUUCCACCCAGCCUCUGCUCGUGCACGAAGAUGUCUGAAGUGGAGCGAGUGUCUGGGGGGUCUCCCAUCAAGAAUGAUCCCCACUCUUUCAUUUUCUAUGAUGGUUAUUGUUUUCCUUCGACUUGCAUCCUACUCCAGGGUAGUGGACGCCCCCUGUAAUCCUGUCCUAUGAGCACACUAUAGUGAGCAAUGACUUUUGUCAUCUGGCGCCACCCCAUUGCAAAGGUCCGAAAUGCAUAUAUUCCCAAUAGUAAAGGGGGCUACCUUUAAUGAAAAAAACCUAACUUGGAGAAGCAGGGGCUAGACACUCUGAAUCCUUUCCAAGUCUUCUCCAGUUUCUGCUCAAAGAGUGUGGUUGAUAGUUUGAAUACAUGACAGUAGUCACCUUCGGCUUUAGCAAACAUCCAUGAGGUAGAAAAUAGAACAUUGUUAGAACAAUGGACAGAAGUCUAUGACUAUCUGGGCUUCAGAAAUUUAGUAUUUCAUGCUGGGAACAAGACAUAGGUCAUGAGAAAUUGCUCCUCCAGCAUGAAGACUUGCUGCUAUGCAUGAGCCUUUGUACUACUAACCUGGUUUCUCAUUAAUUUGCUGUUAGGGAGCUGAAUUGGAGAGAAGGUCCCCCCAGGGAGCAUUUGUAUAUACUCAUCUAUACAUUGUAUGUGUUCAUGUAUUUGAGGGGGGCGAUCUCACAAGGAGUGGUUUCUGGAUACUACCGUGGCUUAAGUCUGCUGUGUGUAGAAAUAGAUAAGAGCCAGAUAAGUUUGAAGGAAACAGUUAAUUUUUUUUUUUAAAAGAAAAAACCUCCAAGCACAAUAUCUCCUUUUGUAGCCAAUGAACUCGCUCUGUAGAUUAUCCAGAACAAGCCUACCAGCUUCCAAUGGCAUUGUGCUCCAUGGGUUUGAUGCCAUUUGAAAAGUUACUGAUUUACUGCAUGACUCCAGCAGGAGUGAGAAACGUGCUGUCUUAGUUGGAAUUCUUCUGUAGCAGGAAAUAAGAUUUAGAUUCAGCCUCCUCUGCAGGCGUGUCCUGGACACCGGGCCAGUAUCUAUGUAGGUGUGUAUGUGUGCACGUGUGUGUAUGCUUGUAGACAAAGGUUUGGGGGGUUAUUCUUGCCCUAAGCCCAAGAAAUCCUUUAGUACCCAAGAAGCUUGGCUUUCAUCACCAGUACUGCUCUUGUUUCUCUUUACCUAGCUGUCUAGAGAAGCAAACCAAAAGCUUACAUAGAGGCAUGUGAGAGGCAAAGUGCAUAAGUACCUAUUUAUUUGCAAUCCGCCUGCACCUACAGCGCUCAGUUAUUUAUACUCAACAUACUGUACCAGUUCCUUAGGCUUUAUUAAUGCUACUCUCCCAUGGAAAGUUAUUUAAAUUUUACCCUUUAGGCUGUAGCCUGGAUAUUAUUCUUGGAGUUUACUAUUUUUCUUUUUCCUUUUUUUUUUUCUUGUCCUCAUCACUGCCCAAUAAUAAGGGGACCAUGUGUACAUGGCAGAGUUGGUAUGUUGUCUUGCAAGAUUCAGGUAUGUCGCCUUCACGGUUUUCCCCUCCAAGGUCCCUUAGACUGCAUUUAGAGAACUGUGGCCAUUCAUCCGAAAGUAACCAUUUGCACUGGAGUUCUAUGCUCUCGCACCUUCCAAAGGUAACAGGUUUUGGUGUUUCGUUGUCACAUAAGAGAUUGUCAUUGUUUGCCAUACUUCGAAAACUUCCUUUGCUUUUCUAUUUGAUUAGAGUAAAAAAAAAAAGUGGUUGUUACUUGUAGAUGUCUAGGUACUUCAGGGGCACUUCUAGAGUUUUGUCUUGGAUAUUCUUGAAAGUUUAUAUUUUUAUAAUUUUUUUUACAUCAGGUGUUCCUUUGCUGUGGCUUAAUGUUUGAAAUUAUUUUGUGGCUUUUUUUUUUGUAAAUAUUGAAAUGUAGCAAUAAUGUCUUUUGAAUAUUCCCAAGCCCACGAGUCCUUGAAAAUAUUUUUUAUAUAUACAGUAACUUUAUGUGUAAAUAUGUAAGCUGUGCAAGUUUAAAGGAUGUUUGUGUUCCAUGUGUGUUUUUUUUUUUCCCUGAUAUGUUGCUCAAUUGUUGACAGUUCUGAAGAAUUCUAAUAAAAAU